CCCAUCAUUCCUUGCGCACGUUCUCUUUCGGCCGCCAUCAUGGCACUCGUUAUUCCAGAAAAGUUUCAGCAUAUUCUUCGUGUGCUCAACACUAACAUUGAUGGAAAGCAAAAAAUUAUGUUUGCCAUGACGGCAAUCAAGGGUGUUGGUCGGCGAUAUGCCAAUCUUGUUUGCAAGAAGGCAGAUAUAGAUAUGAACAAACGUGCUGGUGAGCUGACUGAGGAUGAGGUGGAGAGAGUUGUCACCAUUAUGCAAAAUCCUCGUCAGUACAAGAUUCCUGAUUGGUUCCUCAACAGAAGAAAGGAUCACAAGGAUGGAAAGUUCUCUCAGUUACUGUCAAACUCCCUUGAUAAYAAGCUUCGUGAAGAUCUUGAGAGACUAAAGAAGAUCAGAGCUCAUCGUGGCUUGAGACAUUACUGGGGUCUAAGAGUGCGUGGUCAACAUACCAAGACAACAGGCCGUAAAGGACGCACUGUAGGUGUGGCCAAGAAGAAGGGAGGCUAAAAUUAAUUGUUCUAAUAAUAAAGCCAAGCAUAUCUGAA
This is a messenger RNA of Actinia tenebrosa (Australian red waratah sea anemone), 542 nucleotides long. Its product is annotated as small ribosomal subunit protein uS13. Gene Ontology annotation, biological process: translation. NCBI's taxonomy places the organism in Eukaryota, Metazoa, Cnidaria, Anthozoa, Actiniaria, Actiniidae. Gene Ontology annotation, molecular function: structural constituent of ribosome; RNA binding. The record is from RefSeq and is a predicted model, not a curated record. Gene Ontology annotation, cellular component: ribosome; cytosol; small ribosomal subunit.